Molecule: messenger RNA, 3648 nt
Organism: Peromyscus eremicus (cactus mouse)
Lineage: Eukaryota; Metazoa; Chordata; Mammalia; Rodentia; Cricetidae
Gene: Abcb9
Product: ATP binding cassette subfamily B member 9
Exons: 11
Coding region: 560-2848 (762 amino acids)
Biological process (GO): transmembrane transport; peptide transport
Cellular component (GO): lysosomal membrane
Molecular function (GO): ATP binding; ABC-type oligopeptide transporter activity; ATP hydrolysis activity
Source: RefSeq, a predicted model, not a curated record
CUGUCACACCUCCCCACCCCAUCCUGGGACUCACAGAAGAGUGCCUCUGUGUCUGGCUUUUGUGGGUCCAGGGCCUUUAACUCAGGUCCCCACACUCCCACAGCAGGUGCUUUACCCAUUGAGCCCUGUCCCUAGACCUGCUUUUCUGUUUUGCUCUAUAAAUGAGGGUGUGUGUCGCUGUAGUCCAGGCUAUCCUUAAACUCACUCAGUCCAGUCUCCCUGCCCCAGUUUUUGGAGUGGAGUUUAUAGAGAUUAUGGGCCUGAGCCACCACACCUGGCUCAGUUUGUGCUCAUUGCUAAAUCCCAAACGCAAAGAACACAGGCAGGCCUAGAGCAGAUGCUGAAUAAGCAUUCUUUGCGUGAGAAGAACUUCCAACACUCCAGGAAAUCACUGGUCAAAGGAAUGGCUCAGGGUCCUGCGGCCCUGGGAGCACACCCACACCCCUUGCCCAGGUGUCUUUCCGUUUCCCCGCAGGUGCGGCCUGCCCAGCGGCCCAUGAUGGCCUUGCCUCGGUGAGCCACAGCCUGCCCCAUCCCCCGCCUGCGACCGGCCAGCAGGAUGCGGCUGUGGAAGGCGGUGGUAGUGACGCUGGCCUUCGUGAGCAUGGACGUCGGUGUGACCACGGCCAUCUAUGCCUUCAGCCACCUGGACCGCAGCCUGCUGGAGGACAUCCGACACUUCAACAUCUUCGACUCGGUGCUGGACCUCUGGGCUGCCUGCCUGUACCGCAGCUGUCUGCUGCUGGGGGCCACCAUCGGUGUGGCCAAGAACAGCGCUCUGGGGCCAAGGCGCCUGCGGGCCUCGUGGCUCGUCAUCACCCUCGUGUGCCUCUUUGUGGGCAUCUAUGCCAUGGCCAAACUGCUCCUCUUCUCGGAGGUGCGCAGGCCCAUUCGGGACCCGUGGUUCUGGGCGCUCUUCGUGUGGACCUACAUCUCGCUGGUCGCCUCCUUUCUGUUGUGGGGGCUGCUAGCCACUGUGCGGCCGGAUGCCGAGGCCCUGGAGCCGGGGACGGAAGGCUUCCACGGGGAGGGUGGGGCCCCUGCUGAGCAGGCCUCGGGGGCCACACUGCAGAAGCUGCUGUCCUACACCAAGCCUGAUGUGGCCUUCCUAGUAGCUGCCUCCUUCUUCCUCAUCGUAGCAGCUCUGGGUGAGACCUUCCUGCCCUACUACACAGGCCGGGCCAUUGACAGCAUUGUGAUCCAGAAGAGCAUGGACCAGUUCAGCACGGCCGUGAUUGUCGUUUGCCUGCUGGCCAUUGGCAGCUCAUUGGCCGCAGGUAUUCGGGGUGGCAUUUUCACCCUCGUGUUUGCCAGACUGAACAUCCGCCUCCGGAACUGUCUCUUCCGCUCACUGGUGUCGCAGGAGACGAGCUUCUUUGACGAGAACCGCACAGGGGACCUCAUCUCCCGCCUCACCUCUGACACCACCAUGGUCAGCGACCUGGUCUCCCAGAACAUCAACAUCUUCCUGAGGAACACGGUCAAGGUCACGGGCGUGGUGGUCUUCAUGUUCAGCCUCUCCUGGCAGCUUUCCCUGGUCACCUUCAUGGGCUUCCCCAUCAUCAUGAUGGUGUCCAACAUCUACGGCAAGUACUACAAGAGGCUCUCCAAGGAGGUCCAGAGCGCCCUGGCCAGAGCCAGCACCACGGCCGAAGAGACCAUCAGUGCCAUGAAGACGGUGCGCAGCUUUGCCAACGAAGAGGAGGAGGCAGAAGUGUUCCUUCGCAAGCUGCAGCAGGUGUACAAGCUCAACAGGAAGGAGGCAGCGGCCUACAUGUUCUACGUCUGGGGCAGCGGGCUCACGCUCCUGGUGGUCCAGGUCAGCAUCCUCUACUACGGGGGUCACCUUGUCAUCUCGGGGCAGAUGAGCAGUGGCAACCUCAUCGCCUUCAUCAUCUACGAGUUUGUCCUGGGAGACUGCAUGGAGUCCGUGGGCUCCGUCUACAGUGGCCUGAUGCAGGGAGUGGGGGCCGCGGAGAAGGUGUUCGAGUUCAUUGACCGGCAGCCAACCAUGGUGCAUGAUGGGAACUUGGCCCCCGACCACCUAGAGGGCCGGGUGGACUUUGAGAAUGUAUCCUUCACCUACCGCACUCGGCCCCACACGCAGGUCCUACAGAAUGUCUCCUUCAGCCUGUCCCCAGGCAAGGUGACAGCCCUGGUGGGGCCCUCUGGCAGCGGGAAAAGCUCCUGUGUGAACAUCCUAGAGAACUUCUACCCGCUGCAGGGUGGCCGCGUGCUUCUGGACGGCAAGCCCAUCGGCGCCUAUGACCACAAGUACCUGCACCGUGUGAUUUCUCUGGUAAGCCAGGAGCCGGUGCUGUUCGCCCGCUCCAUCACAGACAACAUUUCCUAUGGCCUGCCCACCGUGCCCUUCGAGAUGGUGGUGGAGGCCGCACAGAAGGCCAACGCCCACGGCUUCAUCAUGGAGCUGCAGGAUGGGUACAGCACAGAGACCGGGGAGAAAGGAGCCCAGCUGUCAGGUGGCCAGAAGCAGCGGGUGGCCAUGGCUCGGGCCCUCGUGCGGAACCCCCCUGUGCUCAUCCUGGACGAAGCCACUAGUGCUCUGGAUGCAGAGAGCGAAUACCUGAUCCAGCAGGCCAUCCACGGCAAUCUGCAGAGACACACGGUGCUGAUCAUUGCACACCGGCUGAGCACCGUGGAGCGGGCGCACCUCAUCGUGGUGCUAGACAAGGGCCGGGUGGUGCAGCAGGGCACGCACCAGCAGCUGCUGGCCCAGGGCGGCCUCUACGCCAAGCUGGUGCAGCGCCAGAUGCUGGGGCUCGAGCACCCCUCGGACUACACAGCUGGCCAUAAGGAGCCACCGAGCAACAGCGAACACAAGGCCUGACAGCCCGACACUGGGCCCCACCCCCGGGGCCGCGGCACUGGAGGCGACCUGCCAAGUCCCACUCCUGCUUCCUGCAUCUUGCCUCUUUCCACCUGCUCCCCAGGCACCCCCUGGCUGCCGUGGGCAACCCCCUUCUACCGGCUCCCUUCUCGGCCCCUCCAGACCUGCCAAGGUAGAGCAGCCUUUUUAAACCAAGUCACCAAGGUUUUUAACUGCUCCGUUCAACGCACUCCAGUCAACUCCUAGAUUUCAAAACCACUUCUUUCGGGGACUGGCAGUGAGCAAGCUCACUAAGAUGUUCUCAAGACUUCUGAGCCAGGAGUGCACGGCCCUUUCUGACCGCCUGGAGGAUGUCGGGGAGAGAACGAGGCAGCACCCUUUGCCCCUCCAGAGAAGCGGCUCCCCUGUCCCCUAGGGGGACCCAAGGGUUGGCUUUCCAUCCUUCCUGCUCGGAGUCACGCCAGGGGUGGGCAGGAGAGUGGGCGGGGGCUGACUGCCCAUCCCCCGCCCCUGCCAAUCAAAGCCAGUCUCACUGUGAACCACCAGGAACCUCAGAAGAGGAGGGGCUGGCCAGGCCUGGUGGGCCUCGGGGUGCCCCCAGCCCCACCCCAGCACUUGAGCCCCUUCAUCCUUUCCCCUGGCUGGUACCCUCAUGUCCACCCCUGCUACUGCGGAGGACCCUUGCUUGUGAGAUACCUUCUCAGAUCGGUGGAGGGAGGCCCAGGCGAUGCCCAGGGUCUGGCUUUGUCCUGGGUUCGAGAUUUAGGGAGAAGUAGGUCAAUAAAGUGUACUACCUCUGA